AAGAAGCGCAAGUUGCCAGUGGUUUUUUAUUUACUCUCUUCAUCAGUUCCGCAUAGACAGCACAGGCUUCCGGAACGCUUCCGGUAACGCGGAAUUAUGGGAAAUCACCAUACAGAUUAAAAGCCUUCGCUUCAUUACAGCAUCCUGCAGAUCCUGGCAGGGUCUCUCAAUGACAAUGUACUUGGCAGGAGAAAGGGACCAGAAGGUGUGCUCAGCUGUCGUCUGACAGUACUUGGCAGCCGCUGUGUUGGCAUGUUUUGCUUUUGUGUGUAGGUCCUAAUGCCACAGUAAGCUAUUAGCGUCUACCUCGACUCUGUCAUGGUUUCUUAAACCAAUAAUGGUAAAGCUGUUCUUCUGUUAUCAUAAAAUAUCACAUGGACCAUUAGAAGAAUCUAAGAAUCUUGUUCAAAAGCUAAACAAAUUCACUGUAAACACAUUUCUGCUUGCAUAUUGAGAGAAUAGGUCUUAGUGGCUGCAUUUUAGUAAGCAACAAAGCAGCUCGCUUGUAAGUGGGAUUGAAUCUGUAUGUAAUCCACCAUCUGUUGGGCAAUGGGCAUCAUCCUGAGGUGUAUUACGCAGGUAAUCUGAUGCCAUUCGUGUAGAGCAACUAGCUUUGAAUUUAAAACUGUGUUUGUGCACUUGAGAAGCGUACCGUCCACCUCCUGCUGACAGACCUGUGCUUCAGUAUGCUGCUAUAUUACAAAACACAGGCUAUUUCACAAAGAAUGGGACAGAAGAAUCAGAAAAUAGAAAGCUCUAGCUGUGCUUCUACUGCAUCUCAGCAGACUUCUGAAGAAGGCCAGGACGAUCUCAUCCGGCCGAAGAAACUGUUCAACCCUGUUUUGGAGUCUUCUAGUGGUAGAGGUUUACAUCGUGAACUGCUAGUCAGCCACAGAUGGGGUCUCCUGCCUGAAGAGAAGCCGGAGCUGAAGCGGGUGCUGGAACAGAGGAGACUGGAGCAGCACAGAGAGAGAGAACAAGCCUCACAUCCACCGUCUGACCUCGAGCAAGAGCUGCGCAAGAGACGCCAGAGACUCUUGGCGUACGAGCAGGAAGAGCUGAGACGCAGAGAGGACCUACAAAACAUGCCAGAGUUUGUUCGAGUGCGGGAAAACCUGAGACACAUCACCGUCACAGGCUACUGAACCAACAGAAAAACUAUGAAUACAAGAGAUCCAUUUUCUCAAAGAACUGCUUUUUGUUCUGUCAGAGGGAAUCAUUGUCAUCAGUAUGAUUCAGUCAUUUUGUGUUGUGCUCUCUCACCGCAACCAAAUCUGAAAUGGCUUUUAAAGCAUGCAAAUGACUUUUUGUGUCACCAUCCAGGGCCAAAAAAACGUUUAGAUGAGUUUUUUCCCCCCAGCUAGUCAUGCUGUGAACAAGAGAUGGUGAGAAAAUGCACUAAAAAUCAAUCUUGUCUGGUAUUCAAUAUUCUGUUUCACUUGGAAAUGUGUCACAAUUCUGAAGAUCACCAUUUCUGGUUCACAUGGACUUUUUUUUUGUAAUUUCAUAUGUGUGGUCACAUUAGCGAAACAUAGGUGAAAAUCCAUUGUCCAUUUAUCAAUAGUGUAGUGAUGCACAAAGUCACUUCAAACUAAAGGAGCUUUACAUUGUUUAACACGGUGAAUUUGGAUGUUCAAAGUUUAACAAACAUGAAUCCAAUGUAUGGUAAAAUGUUUAGCCUCAUACAGAAUUACACAUUGCACCAAUUUUGAUUGAGAUGGAUGCAUUUUUUGCACAGAAUUUCACUGUACAAAGGUAAAUAUGAUCACAUCCUAAUGCAUGGUUUUAAUAAAACUACUCUUUUAAAAAAAAAAAAAAAAAAAAAAAAUAUCAUACAAGGAGACCGAUCUGGUGUAAAACAGAACAAAAACAUUUAAUAAAAUUUGAGGUACAUUAUUUACAACUUAGUCACAACACAUAAAAUACUAGAAAUACUGCCAAACCUGGCAGCCAAGUUCUCUAAUCUUCAAGACAGCUUUAUCAUUAUAUGGCAAAUUUGUGAGCAAAACUCGCAAAGAAAACCAUCUCAGGUUCUCUAUCACAAUGGACAACAUUUGCCAAAAUACUUAUGAACAUUUAUCUUCAAGUUUUUUUCAUGUUAAUAAACUGCUAGUCUGGCA
Onychostoma macrolepis is the source of this 2120-nucleotide messenger RNA. RefSeq names its product protein FAM107B. The transcript is spliced from 6 exons. Bases 687 to 1145 code for a protein of 152 amino acids. The record is from RefSeq and is a predicted model, not a curated record. Lineage: Eukaryota; Metazoa; Chordata; Actinopteri; Cypriniformes; Cyprinidae.